UAUUUCUCUGACGAGCUACUAUAGUGUUCUUGGUUUACAUUAUUUUAUAGAGUCCAAAUUUACCCAGUAUCCCCGAAAGUAGUCUUCGUUUCUUUACGUUUAGUUUGCUUUUGUACGGCACUAGCCGAAGUCGGAAAUACAAAAAACGGAAGACAACGAUGUCAGAGGGCGCAUGUGCCAGUGGGCCGCCACCCCCUCUCGGCCAGACCCCAACCAUUGGCGUCAUGUGCAUCGAUAUUGCCACGAUGUUGCAGAAGCAUUUUGGGGCAGAAUACCAUAGUUAUCUGGCGGCAUCCUAUAUCAAGUAUUUGGAAGCAUCCGGGGCUCAUGUUGUGCCUGUGUGGAUUGGCCGCGAUCGUUCCUAUUACAAGGGGAUAAUGGACCGGGUUAAUGGCAUCCUUCUGCCAGGCGGAGCGGUGUACUUUGACGAAGCCGAGAUGAAGUCCAAUCCGAAUCUAACCAACGACUGUGUCAGAAGUUCAGAGCACAUUUACCAACUGGCCAUGGAGCGAAAUAAGCAGGCGAAGAAGGAAAACGAUGCCGGUGGAUACUUCCCUCUUUGGGGCACUUGCCUGGGCUUUCAGUUUCUGCUAAUACAUGCUGCCGAAACGCCCGAGAUUCGCACCGAUUGUCAACGCAUCCAACAGGCAAUGCCAUUGAAACUGACCGAGGGCUACCUUAAGUCGCAGCUCCUGCAGAAUUUGUCCACGCAAGCGGCAGAGCAAAUGGAACGCGUACCCUUUGCCUCACACCAUCAUCAGUACUGUGUCACCGAAGAGUGCCUGGAGUCCUUUGGCCUGGCCAACGACUGGCAUACCUUGGGCACCCAGAAGGAUGCUUCUGGAGCGGAGUUCAUUUCCCUUAUCGAGCACCGGCACUUUCCCAUCUUCGGCAGCCAAUUUCAUCCUGAACGGGCUGCCUUUGAGCAGCUGUUCGCUGGACAGGAUCUAUGCCACGAGUCGCACACUCCCGUUGGGAUCGAGCUGGCCCAGCUUAUAGGCACACGAUUUGUUGAGGUCUGUCGCCGGAACAAGAAUCGAUUCGCCAGUCCCGAUGAAAAGGCGCGGCAUCUCAUCAACAACUGGCAGCCAGUGUUUUCGGGGGUCUACAAGAAAUCAAAGUGGCUGCAGUGUUAUCUGUUCAAGAAGGACGAGGAUUACCCGGAGAUACUAGUGCGAACUACUGCGAGCGAUAAGAAGGAAACCUGAACUUCAUUUAGACUAAUGUAGGUAACGUGGACUGUUAAUAAUAAUAAUAAACAAAGGCAACAAUUAAGUAUAAAGCAUUUUAGUUUAAAGUAUUCCUAUAUAAUAUAGUAUAAUAAUAUUCUUUCUGCUUCUUAAAGAAUUGUAUAAAUAUACUUAAUUGAUUAAAUAUGCUUUUUGAAAUAUAUUCCAAGAAUAAAACUCCCUAAUUUGUAAGUAA
Molecule: messenger RNA, 1425 nt
Organism: Drosophila kikkawai
Lineage: Eukaryota; Metazoa; Arthropoda; Insecta; Diptera; Drosophilidae
Gene: l(3)72Dr
Product: lethal (3) 72Dr
Biological process (GO): tetrahydrofolylpolyglutamate metabolic process
Cellular component (GO): vacuole
Molecular function (GO): gamma-glutamyl-peptidase activity
Source: RefSeq, a predicted model, not a curated record